UUCUUCAGGGCCAGUACGAUAGGACCGUUUAUUCCUGUCCCAGUGUUUCACACGGAAAAAUAAUCAAGGCGGACAUUACAAGCACAACUUGACUUGACACGACUGUCAUGCAAUGAAAAGGCAAUGUGGAUCGUUAGACGUCUUCUCUCCUCUGCAGUCUUAAGAGGUCAUUAUGGAUUACUUUGUCGUACAACGGGUUCACUCCCUGAGGUCUCACCUAGAUACCUCCAAUGCACAUGUUGCUGGCGAAGCCGCAUCACAGUUGCUGGGUUCGACGCUUUGAAUGGUUCCCUCUCCUCGGAGUUAUGCAGCGAUGACAAGCAAUCGUUGGAUGCAUUUUAUACACACGAACAGCGAGCUGCCAUCCUGCAGCUUCUAAAUAAUGCAACGGAAUCGGAACUUGCCAACAUAAAACUUUUGAGAGGACGCAAAUCUGUAAAUAUAGUGGAAUAUAGAAGUCGACAUGGGCCCUUCAAAAACCUCGAAAGUGUCAUAAACGUACCAUUAGUGAAGCACAAGAGUGCUGUUAUUGUUUUCAACUCCAUACUUAACCCACCUGAGAAGAAGGAGAAAAGGAAAGCAAAGAUACAACUCGCCAAAUUCAUCAGACCUGAGAUCGAUCGAGGGCACCUAGAGGAGGCUAACACGAUCGUGUCCGUCAUAUGUGGCACCAACAAAGUGGCAUGGGCUCACAUGGACCGUGCCUUGACGGUGCUCGAUUGGCAACAGCAGGAAUGCAGUAGCUUCAUGAAGGGGACAUACAUGGCCUCAACCUACUUAGAGGAAAUUUCAUCUGUUGUAUCACACAUCCCUGAUGCGGACUUCUUCAUUGUUGAGAAGCCAGGGAUCUCCAUGCAGAACACAACACUAUUUCCAGUCAUGGCGCACCUCCGCACCGUGGAGGCCAUGCUGUUUGCCCUGCUGACGCAACGGCAGGAAGCCGGCGACUCGCCCAGAGUUCUAAACAUGAUGCGUGUGGCCGUUGGCCGUCACUUCGACCUGAUAGUGGGCGAGUCGCGAACCAGCGGAGCGCAGGUGUUGCGUCAGAUGAUGACCGAGUCCGUGACCAAGAAGGCCCCUCGUGUCACUUUCCCCCACGACCUGCUAGUGAAGUAUCGGAACGCGUUCCAGAUGGGCAGCCACAAGCGCGGGGAAGAACUGUGUGAUGCCCUGCUGCAGGCAGUGGCCUUCUAUGAGCUCCUUGGGGAAUAGACUGCUUAGGUAUCUUUGACCUUUGGGUUAUGUCACUGUCCCAUGAGUCAGCACUAAGCUGGCAUUUCCACUCCCCCGAUGACUGCCACCAAUGUAUUUACCUCUGAACAUCUGAAACAGGUUCGCAGUACAUUUCUACUGCAUGAGCCAGGCCUGGAUCAAUCCUCUUGACACAUCAAAUGUGCUCUCUUCUGAAAUGUUAUGUUUCCUGUGGUCUCAAACAUGACUUCUCUGACUCUGACUUCCGAGUUUGCUGAGCUAACAUGCAUCGUGGCUUAAUGUUUGGAACAGAUGAGUAACCACAAAGUAACCACAAACCUUGCAAUACCUCCUGAGAUUGUGGAGAGUCACAGGAACUCACCUCUAGAAAAAUAAAGUUUAAUGUAUUGAAAAAUGA
Molecule: messenger RNA, 1609 nt
Organism: Alosa alosa (allis shad)
Lineage: Eukaryota; Metazoa; Chordata; Actinopteri; Clupeiformes; Clupeidae
Gene: tefm
Product: transcription elongation factor, mitochondrial
Exons: 4
Coding region: 124-1212 (362 amino acids)
Biological process (GO): transcription elongation by mitochondrial RNA polymerase; mitochondrial transcription
Cellular component (GO): mitochondrial nucleoid
Molecular function (GO): DNA polymerase processivity factor activity; nucleic acid binding
Source: RefSeq, a predicted model, not a curated record